CUAGUAAAUAAGAAAAAUUGCUUGUUCUUGUCUCGCUUUAUUUUGCGACGGCCUUUGCUCGCAACAUCAGAAGUACAUUACAAAUCACCAUGGCCUUUCCUGGUUUCGCGGUGGGAUUAGGUUCCUCUGCCUCCACGCGAGCGCUCGACGGGUCACACUCGGUCUGUUUACCAAACGGUUCAUCAAACCGGGUGGGGCCGGGCAAACUGAUCGCGUCCGCCAGCCUGAAGGACGUGAGGCUUGGUAGCAAAACUCAUGAGCUGUCUAGCAACAAUGUUUACCCCAGAAGUAGUUCGACAACGAGGGUCAGUGCGACGAAGAAGUUUGCUGAAGCUUCGUCGGUGGCAAACGCAACUAAAGGCGAAGCACCGUUUUCAAGGAGAACACCGUCCGUCAGUGGCACGCCCAAAGAACAUCAACGCACGACAGACUAUGUGAACGUCCAAACAAUGGCAGCUUCAUCUUCUGCUUCAAGUGGACCGAAUCGUGCUGCUGCGACACCGACCGCGCAUACGAUCGCACAAGCGCCGCAGCGGUUAACUCGACUGCAAAUGACACGGAGUGUGUCUGAUCGGCAUCUGAUGAUGCUGUCAUCUUCUACUUCUGCAAACCGGCCCUUUAUUGGAGGUGCAAUUUCUACAUCAUCUUCCACUACGUCUGCUUUUGCGCGGACAGUGCUCGCAGCAUCCCCGUCUUCGUCGCAAUUGCGCCGGCCGGACUUGCAGCUUGGGUCAUUUAUUUCAACCGCAGGCGCCACUGCAACUGGCAGCAGAGCAAACUCAAAAAAAGUGGCAGGGGUAGCGCACAGGGAAGUACCAGGUGCUGGUGUGCAAAAUGUGAAUCUCACGACGACGUUUUUGAGCAGCGCUGCUGUUUCUGGUAGUUCCUCGAAGACCGCUACAACGAACUCCUCCCUCGCGCAAAGCGCGAUGAAGCCGCCGCCGCCGUUGCAGCUGAACCUGAAAAAAGCGCGGAUUCGGCCGUUCGAGGAACGAUUGGCGGAUUUUUCUGCAGGUGGAGCGGAGAAUUUUUCGCAGUCCAGCACGACAACCGCACCUGCCGGUCGUUCUGGAAGCGAAAAGAAGGCGCAAGGCCCGGGAGCAGAGGUGUCAAGCGAGGAAAGGGGGAAGGGUGCGACGUCGUCACCAAGUGAGGGAAAGACGGGGCCGGGACUCCUGGGAAGUGGUGGAGAAACGACUGCGAAAAAGAACGCAGAACCAGGUAACAAAAUCGCGCAAGAAGAUCAUGAAUUGAUGAAAUCUGAAGGUAUGGCACCAAAAUCCGCUCUGCCAUCCACUUUCGGGAGCGCAAAACCGCUGUAUGGUUCGUCGUUCAUCCGCGCACGGGCAGGCACCGGCGGCAGCGUGGUCAAGGGAGAAAAGCCAGAUGUGGCGCAGGUAAACAGUGCUGGGACUAAGGAUAUUCGAAACCUGUAGUGCACGACCUUUCUCAGAUUCAUUCGAUGAGCAUGCAUGUCAAGAAGUAGUACAAUCUACAGCAAAACCUACAACUACAAGUCCAGCAAGUGAAAUUGUUCAGGUCGUCAAGGCUGUCGCAGCGAACACCAUAACUGUAAAAAAGGACACAGAGGACGGAUCUUUACUGCGACAGGAAUUGCAAGAGCCUCACGGCGAUGGUUUUCUGCGACCGGCAGAAGGUUGCUCAUCCAGCAUCGGAGCAGAUCUUCACGCACUGGGGGAAGUAAAAGACCACCUUUACGAGGAAAAGGAUAGCAGUGCCAGCGCGUUUCGCGAGUUGAGCGGUGCUGCCCCAGCUUCGUUUGGGAAGAGACCGCAAAGUACAGAUGUGAUUUUUUCGAAGAUGAAAUUGAAUUUGAAAUUUGACCCCUUGUUCGCUGUUGCUGCAGUUGGUUCUGUAGAAAUGAAAUCUUAUCGUUACCUUCAUCUGCAGGACCUCCACAACACCUCACCCAAUCCGCGUCUCGCCAGCAGCUGCACCCGGAUUUGCUCCUAGCGAAGUCUGCCCGCUUGCGAAAAAAGGUGUCCGCGGAGAUGACCAAAGCGCGGGAAGCGAGUCGUUUUCUGGAGGCAGACUGCGAGCUCGCCGUGAAGAGGACCCGGUACGUGGAGCAGCAGCUACGGCAAGCGCAGAACGAGUUGGAAACGAUUGCGAGCAGCAGUGCAGUUUCGUCGAAUUAUUGUGCGAAAACUACCAGUAAAGGUAACCGGCCAGUUCCAGGGGGUACCACGACCUCCAAAGGAUCCUCGUCCGUAGGAAGCAGUGUGCGGGAACAAAGCUGUAGCGCCGCCGACAGCAGGACGAGAGCGGGAGCAGCCGUCGUGGUGCGCGAUAGUACAUCAACCAAAGCGCGUAGUGGGCAGAGAAUGACGGCGACUUCUGCAAGUACUGCAAAGGAGGCAACAAACCUUUCCCGACGAAAUUCGAGACGGGAGGGAGCUACUGUAGUACCUGCCGCUAUUGGAGCUCGUGGCACAUCUGUAACAAGUAAAACCUCGUCGUCCGCCGGAGGUGCUGCCAGGAGCAAAACCACCACUGCAUCGAGGGAGGCUUCUAAGGCAUCGUCGACUGUGCAAGACACGACUGAGAACUCCGCCUCCAUUCGCUCCACAAAUGCCAGAACUGCAAAAACCUCUCAGUCCUCUCACAUGUUGCGUCGGCAGGAGCAGAAAGUCGCGAAACUGCUUGCUGACCUUCGCAAAGCCUCUGAUUCGGAGCAAUCUUUGCGAACGAAAUUGCAGGAAUCAGAACAAACGUACAAAAGGUUGGAAAGGAAAUUUCAGCACUGCCAGGCCAUCGCCACGGAUUUGUUCUUGGGGACAAAAGUUGUAGCUGGGUCCGCGUCUGCCCCAACUGGUAUUAAUAACGCGGCCAUGAUGGCAAACGCAAGUCAUGACCACCAGGCGUCAGCGAGUUUUUUUCCCGGCACUGUAUCUGCAUCAGCGAGCCACAGCCUCGUGGAGCCACAGGGAGUUCUUGCUGAAGGCGAGCACGACAUUUUUGUUGACGAAGAGAGAUAUGGUUUGCAGCCAAGCCACAAAGCGGAGUCUGAAGUUCGUCCGGAGGCCUCGUCACAGAAGCGUGCUGCGGUUGCAGAAGUAGAUCAGAGCCAAAAAUUAGCGCAGGCUGGUACUGUACCAACUACAACGAGCUUGCAACGGGAGAUGAGCAACUCCUCGGCCAAGAAUCUCGAAACCAGCACGACCAUGAACCUUGUCGACAGUGAGGCGAGCACCGAGAAGAUAAAGUCGCGCUGCGUUGUCCGCACGACACACACACACUCCCUGAAAUCCUUAUUUGGGAACAUUAACGAGAACCGGUUUAUUGGGAAUGCAACGGCGAAUACGACAACAUCGAAUGGCGCGGUGUCCUCCUCAUCGUCCCGUUUCAUGAACAAUAAAACCAACACACAUUUCACCACCACCGCACACCACGCGCAGAUGAAUCAUUGUAACCAAAUUUCAACAACAUCAAACACCUUCGCCCCGCCGCCCCGCACGCUCUAUGCGUUCCAGCCGUCGCCCGACGAUGAGCAAGAGCCACCGGAAGACUCGCCGCUGGACCCGACCGUGUUGCAAUUUACCACGCCGUAUCAAAUGCAAAAAUGUCUGGGUCUGGAAACUUGUGAUGCUGGGUGGCGUCUCAUGAUGAGGCUACGAACGCUGGCUCAGCAUGGCAAGUUUCUGAGCUCCUAGGUGUUGCCUAUUCUGCAUGACAAACUGCGCUUCUGCAUCACAGCAAAACGGAGCUCAUCUUGGGUAACGUGCAUGACAGAUUUAAGAGUCAUGCCAGACAAGGAGCAUGACAAACAUGAAUUCUUCCCGACCCAGAUAUUUUUACAGUUGAUACGCCGGUACAGGCCAACCCGGAUCCGCACUCGAGAUUGGAGAACGCGCUGGCCAGUGCAGAGCAGCAGUUGCGAAAAACGAAGACGCGAGGAUUUUACAACACCAAUGUCAAGGCUACCUCGCCUGUUUUCUCGAAUUAGAGCGCUUGGAGAUGUGUUUGCCGAGGCCGCGAGGUUGUAGUUCAUGAACUUGCUUGCUAGAAAAUGAGAAACCAUAUUAAACCAACUACACGAGAGCACGGUCGCACCUUCACAUCUGUGUGAGCGUGAUCCGUUCCCGAGAGCGUUUAGUGAUUGUGUUCUUUGUACCCCAACUUCUUCAUUGUUGUCGCCGAAUAUUGUCGUAGUCGUUCACCUUUUAUUUUCACUUUUUCAUACUUGUUAGUAUGAGUCCGGCAGUAUACUAUGAAUGAAAAUCCAAGGGAUUCGGUGAACUGGUACUAUCGUCAAAAUGAAAAUGAAAAAGCGUAUGCAUCCUUUGGAAAGAAGAUGUUUACGUACACGAUAAAUUCAAAGAUCUCCCUCAGCGAUCUUUAAUACGGAUUGAUAAAUAAUUAUGAUGGCGAGUAAAUAUUUACAUGUUGUCACUCGUUGUCUCGGUCGGUCUGCAAAAUAGAUACUACGAAUGUGACCACGCAAAUAAUACAGACAAGCGGAUCUUCUCCCCUCUGUAGCUUUACCCACCGCAAAAAAUUUUGAUCUCGAAACGUCAAAAGUGGAUCAAUACAAGGUCUUCAUCUCGAGCAGGUGGAAUUCGGUCGUUGGGACUUCUGUAGAAGGCGCGCAUUGAGACGCCUACUGCUCUCUGCCGAGCAGAGUAGAGAAUUGAGAUCUGCACGCUGCCUUCCGAGCUUUCUGCUCACCCGCCGAAUGGCCAAGCAUCAAAAGGGAUAACCUACAAAUGUCUUUCGGAACAACCACAGCAACACUCUUUUUUGGAGCGUAGUUUCGAAGAACGCGAUCUGCGUUCGAAUUGGAAGUAAAAGCGAAGGAGCAUUUUCAUUCUGCUUGCUGUAAGUAAACGAAAAACUGUGACUGCUAAACAUAUUCCCUUGCUAAAUAUAUUCUAAACAUAUUCCCUUGCGAAAACUGUGACUGCUAAAUAUAUUCCCCCUGCUAUCCCUUGCUAAAUAUAUUCUUUAUACUGUCUUAUCCUCUUUGCUAUUUUUACUUCGUUUUCUGAUUCAUUGUAGAACAAAAUUGGAAAACCCACAGCAAAUCAGGGCCAGAAAAGAACGCUUUUAUUUACUUUUACAUCUCGCCUACAGAUAACACGCUGCUCCUUGUGUCGAGCCGUUUCUUCAAGGCAGCGCGAGUAAGUGUUUUAAAAGAGCAUAACUAUGGCGUCCCUCUUUCGUCGCGUACUUGCCGCGGCCGGGGCUGGUAUCUCUCUCCACUUGCGCAGAGAAUUACUAUUCAGCGCAGUCCUGCUGGGCGGGCGUGGUGCUUUUGAAACCUCUGGGAUGAAUGCCAGCCACUCUACUCGCCCGUUCGUGGUUGCUGUCCAGGUGCGGCCAUCUUGGAAGCCAAGUUUGUGGCGGCCAUCCCGUUUGUGGUUGUUUCCGGGAGGCGGCCCAAGCCCACUUACGUGCAUGAUAGACAGCAAGGAUCUGGCGGGGGCAAAAGAAAACUUUUACGAAAUGUUGCAACACGAGCGUCCUCGUCUACCCACGGAGUAUGAGUACACGGAAUUGCGAGACGCACUUUUCAAAAUAGGGGAUCGGACUGGUGCGCAGAACUUGUUCGAUGCCGUGCAAAAUGAGGGCGAGGAGUUUCGCAACCGCAAGGCCUGGGAAAGUCCGAAGAGCGGAAAACCAGAGGCGCAGGGUGGCGCGUCGCCGAAGCCGUGUCGCGAGCAACUGGCGGAGCCCUCCGUUUUUACGCCAGGGAACGCCGGAGCUGUGGGAAGAAGCGCUCCUCGUGCUGAUGGAGAUCCUCAGGGAAAAGCAGGGUGGAAAGGUCAGGAAGAGAGCAUGCUGGCGCAACAGAUGCAAUCCGGCGAGUGGUAUAUCGGAUGCGGCCGGCCGGAGCCGGGGACGAGAGUAGGCAAAAGCUUGCUCGCUAACCUGCAUUCUAGUAAAAGAUAAAGACUUUUUUGCAUUUGCUUACCUCCUUCGUGGCACUUCGCGGGAUUCUAUUUAGCAGAAUCCCGUGGCCAUGAGGUGGAUGAGGGUUAGGAAAAGGAGGCUUUAUAAUGUUGUUUGUGACGUUGCAAUCCGUGUUCUGUUAAUUUAAAUUCGAAAGAAUGACUGACAACUGAAAUAAGGUAAUGUCGAGGAGGGCUCCGAGGUUCGCGUUUCUCGUCCGGGGGACUUGAUUUGCACGACCGUCCAUGUCUUCGAUCCACAAGGCCAAUCGCGCAAAGUAUUAAGCAACAAGCUCGCCCAGUAUUGCGUGUUGGAAGGAGAGGAGUGCGUGUUUCAUUCCGAGCGGGCAACCAGGGAAACCCGGAACGCUCUCAUCCACAUUCUGGAAAUGCAUGAGAAGGAAGCCUACCUUAUGCUAUUAAAUGCCUACAGCGAAACAGGCGACGCGGUUGGCGCGCGACAGGUGUUGGAAGAUAUGAAGGCCGCGAAAAUCGAGCCAGAUGCGCGGACCUACAACUCGUUACUGGACGCCUACGGAAGAAGAGGCGACUGGGAGGGCGUGACAGACGUGCUGCAACAAAUGAAGGCCGCGAAAAUCGCGCAAAAUGUCGCCACGUGCAACAUCUUCGUCGCCGCGUACAUAAAAGGCGGCGACAUGGACAGCGCGCGGCUGGUGCUGGAGGAAAUGAAGGACGCGGGCCCCGCGCCGAAUGUGAUCACUUACCACACCCUAGUGAGCGGACAUGCUGACGCUGGCGACGUUGAGGGUGUGAAGGGAGUGUUGGAAGAAAUGAGGGCCGCGGGUAUCGUGCCAAACGCCGCCACCUACGACGCGCUGAUGAAUAAAGCGCACAUAGAGAAAUAUAAGCGAGACUGCAGCGUUGCCCGCGAGGGUAUCGAACAGGUCUUGCCGGGGCGGGGAGAGACCAGUGCAAAAGGGAAAAAGAAAAGGGGAAACUCUGUAGAACUAAUUCCCAAGGCGGGAGAUGUGCACGCCGCUUGGGGACAGCCGCCAGUGCGGAGUCAAAGUACGCCCCUAGGACGACAGAGACAACGCAAGCCUUCGGGCCCUCCAUCGGCCCGAGCGGCGGCUGGAGAAUCAGAGAGGCGCUCAUCUCGAGGUCACCGCAGCCGCACCGCCGUUUCUUCAGUUCCGCCGGCCUCAAAAACAGGAGCAGAUCAUCCAGAACAGAACGACAUCCGCCGAGAAAAGGUGUCCCGGUUUCGGGGAGCUACUCCUCGCCGGGGCCGAGGAAGGGGCCGAGGACAGGGCAGACGCUCGCCCUCGCGCCCGGUGCCUAAACGGCCGGCCGCUGCAUCUGUAUUUGUUGAUGCUAGUUCGGCAGCUGGUGCUGGUCCGGGUGGAAGUAAUUCCACAAAUGGCGCGGCCGGGGUGGUGGAAGGAAUACACGACCCGGCUGUCGGAUUUUUUUGGGACAAGCAGCAAAAUCAGGAGCCUUGGCACCACGACACUCAGCCUUGGCCGCAGCCUCCGCAGUGGAUGACGAACGACAACUACACUGGUCCGCCCGCGUUUUAUGGUUGUCAGGGUUUUCAGAAUUGCAUGGUGAGCGCUACUGCGGGCGACCACCACGACUACUGGAACCCUCGCGACGGUACAAGGACGCUUGGCCAUUUUGUAUGGGACGGCUAUAAUCGGGGCCUCGAAGGAGCGGCGCAGCAGCAGCUGGUGCAAGCGGGGGAGCCCGUAGGGGGUCCGCAUUACGUACCGCAGGAGCAGCUGAUGGAGAACCUACUAACCAUUCUGACAACGGAUCUUCCACCAAAAAAGCGAGAGUGGAAGUCUCACUUUGAUGUUCCGCUUUUAACAGGAGCACUUUGUGAAUACAGCCGGCAAGAGUGUGCCGAUAGUGAAGACUGCGACGUAACGAAGGCGACGGCGCAGAUGGAAGGGUCAGACGAGCAACUUCACACUUAAGGUCUGAAUGCAAAGAAGCAAAACGCGGUCUCCAGCUGGUUUGGCUGUUUUGGUGCCGCCAGAGGCCUUAUAUCGAUUUUUAGUGGGACGGCUCUACUUUGUUUUCCUUGUCUCUAUAGCUCUUUUUUUCUAUCUUGUAGCUAUAGGCCACUUUUCUUUCUUUUUCUUGUUCUAUUGCCACCGCGGAUGGUAUUGUCAAGCUAGCAUGUUUAUUCUAGCAAAGCGCCUACCUUUGGUGCCAUACCAUCCCGCUUCAGGAGUAUUUUUAGCGAAAGCCCAUGUCUUAAAACUUAAGCCUAAGCGUCUGACAGUUUUUGUCAAUAAGAAUAAACGCAAUCAUCAUCAAUUUCACACUUGCGCUUACCAAUUUACUAUCCAGCUUGCUUGGUACGUUAUUUCUGUCUCUUUAUCCCAAAGAACUGUAGAUUGUAGAAAAAAACAGACUCCCAAGUUUUCAAAGGAAAAGGCUUCAUAGUUCUUUCUCACUUACAGGACUAGAAAGCACUCUUGCCACCAUAGUUCUUUCUCACUUACAGCACCACGUGAAAGUGGCAGAAAGAUUCCCUCUCUCUUCAGCCUAGCGCCGUGGCAACUUCAGACCCAAAGUCAACAAAGCACUAUUUUUGGAAGGCUCUAGUCCACGCACUAUUUUUGGAAGUUAGCAAAUGAUCUGUAGUCCAAGCACUAGCUUUGAAUUGAAAGGCUCAGUUUGUCAGCAGCAAGUCCAAUUUUUAGAAAUUUCAGGCUAGUCAAUCUGUUAUGCAAAAUUAUUCGAGCAAGCGAAUGCGCUCAUUAAUGUCGGCAAUAACGCGGAGGACGGAAGACGGGAUGAUGACAAUUAUGGAGACUAUUUUGAACAACAAAGUGAUGAGGUGGUGAUGGAAGAACAUGCUCUUUCUGAAGAAUGCAAAUCUGUGAACUCAACCAACGCAGUUCGCUGCCACCAAGAAAGUCAGUCGCAUGCUGAGGAGGCGUCUCCUCUUGUUUGCGCGUUUUGAUAUGAACGCGAGGUCCUCAUGAUGCGGUCUGAAAAUGACAUCUCAAGAUGCGCAAGCGGCCUGAAGCAAGAUGGUCAUCAAUAUCACUGCAAUUUCGAAAAUUCCGAUGUACAAGGCUUGCGUCUCGUACGCAAUAGCCUCAGUAGAGUAGAGCAGUCUUCAUGUGUUCGCCCCGACGACCUGGAAGCAGAGUGCGUCGCUCCACCGUCUCCGUCCACAAAAGAGCGAAAUGCGUCAAGAGGUGCAGUUCCAGGUACAGGUAGUGAGUGCUUCAGAGUGAUUCGACUUCGAGCGUGCAUGAGCCUCCGUCCUAAUUUGUGUGAGAGUUUGCUUCCUGCCAGGAAGUUCCUGGUCGCACGGGGGAGAGCACACAGUCGAGAGCGCGCGACGCAGUUUCUGGAGGGAGAGAUCACGUGGCUCACGAUUGUGGCUCAAGCGCAUCGACAUGUUCCUCACGCACCAAGACCUCCGCCAACGGCUCAAGUGCAGCAUCUCGUGGCGUCCGAAGCGUCCUGGUACUCCUGGAGAAGCUGUUAGUGGUUGUGGUUGUGGCGGUAGUGAUGAUUGCGCUUGCGUUUGCAGCUGCGCUUGGCAUGAGGCCGAAGUCCGAUUUUGUUGCUCACGCGACCAUCUUCGAUGACGAUUCGCUGCUUCCCACCACAGCUACCGACGUACCUUGCGACGAGGAGGGGGCAUGGGCAUCACGCAAACGGGACACGAGGCGCAGAUCACAACUCCUCCGACUAGUCUACGACGUUCUGAAUCAGCGUGCAGCAAGCGAUAAAACAGGCUUUCACACAGCAAAAGGGAGGGGCCACUGGCUGCGGAAAUGGAGGAAGCACAGGAAUGAGGCAACUGCAACAGGCCAACCCGGAUCCGCACUCGAGAUUGGAGAACGCGCUGGCCAGUGCAGAGCAGCAGUUGCGAAAAACGAAGACGCGAGGAUUUUACAACACCAAUGUCAAGGCUACCUCGCCUGCUUUCUCGAAUUAGAAUAGAUAGAACAUUGGGAGAUGUGUUUGCCGAGGCCGCGAGGUUGUGGAAAGUUCACGAACUUGCUAUAAAAUGAAAAACCAUAUACCAACUAC
This is a messenger RNA of Amoebophrya sp. A120, 9938 nucleotides long. The record is from the annotation of a GenBank genome assembly. NCBI's taxonomy places the organism in Eukaryota, Dinophyceae, Syndiniales, Amoebophryaceae.